UAUGGAGCCUAGUCCAGGAAGCUCAAAUGCACAAUCGCCUUCGCAUAAUAAGACCUCUAGUUACUAUAAUAAGGAUGAGAAAUAUAAGGGAAAUAAUGAACCAAAGAAUCCUCAAGGAAUUAAUAAAAAAGAGCAGGUUAGGAAUAAGCAAAUGUGUGUUAAAAAAUAAAAACUCAGCCGAUAAUCCGAGCAAUGGUAUUUCGAAAUAGAAGGGCGAAGAAAGAAGGAAAAUAUUAUAAAUGAAAACAGUUCUCUAUAGAAGUUUUAUUAGAAAAAGAUGAAGUCAGAACCUUUUCUGUAUUUAAUAUCGACUCUUCCGAAGAUGCUGCGAUAAAAAUGGUAGGAAAUCUAAGACUAGAUGAAACACAAAUUCCGUUUUGGACAGCAUAUAUAGAAGAACGAAGGGUAGAGCUAAAAUUUAAGAACUUGAAUCCCCAAAAUAAUCCAAACCAGGGUCAGAAUAACCACGGGAAGAAUGAGAGAAAUCCAAAUUCGAAGGGUCUGAAGGGGAGGAGUAAUAAGAAAUAAGUCUGAUGAUAAAGGUUUGAAAGAUGAAGGAAAAAGUUGAGGAGGGACUCAAAGCAAUUUAGAGGAGUCGAAAACUGGUAAAAAUAAUGAGAAACAUAAAAAUUUCAAACACAAACCUAAAGAUAAUAAAUAAAAAGCAGAAGACCUCCAAUAGUCUUGAGGAAGAGAAGAUUAAUAAACCCAAUGAUAAGAAUUCAACCCAAAGAUCUCCUCCAAAGACCCAGCACAAAAAUUGUGAUAAUUCUCAAGACACUAAGACUAAAGUACGAAAUAAUGAAAAGAGCUUCUCUAAAGCCCAAAUAGGGACACUAAAACAGAAACAGUACAAAGAGGGUAAAUAGCCGAGGCUAUAGAGGCAAGCAAGAGCAGCCAGGAUAGUCGAGUUUGCUUGCAAUUUGUAUUCUUAUGUAUAAUAUUGAUAUAUCCAUAAACUUCAAACCCAAUCUUCUUGAGACCCUGGUUAAAGAUUUUCAUCAGAUUUAGCUAAAUUCUGGAGA
Molecule: messenger RNA, 1025 nt
Organism: Moneuplotes crassus
Lineage: Eukaryota; Ciliophora; Spirotrichea; Euplotida; Euplotidae
Source: the annotation of a GenBank genome assembly